GUUGUGGGCAAUAACGAGAUACCAUUGCCACGCCAGCUUCAACGUCUCCUCAUCCCACCAAUUCGCCAGCAAAAACCCGCCCCCGACUUCGCCGCUUCCGGGCUCUGUUGAUGCUUCUAGACCCAGGCCUGCUAGGACUCAAUCAAAGAAGGACCCUUCGAUUUAGCUUGGCCACUUGGAGGUUUCCUUUUUUAGGCUCGUCGAGUCCCGCUUUGCGCCUCCCCCUGGUCCCUACAGUGCUUGUCCUUGGACCGCCCCCAAAGACAGAGGUGGAUGGAUUUCGGCGACUCCAGAUCUCGGUUCCCGUACUCGACUUCUGCGCCCAGCGUCUUAGCCUCGCUCCUCUUACUGCUUUCAAUAUUCCUUCUUUCUCUCUUCAUUUUUUACCUACCGACAACAGCUUAGACCCUGAGGUGCCCUGUUGAUUACCGUCUCGUCAUCUUUACGCUUAACAACUUAAAACUUGUGCGAUCUGCGACCGACGUUGGCCAGCGAUGGCCAGUCACUGAACCUCGACGACCCUCAGUCUCCAUUUCCUUAUUUCACCUCUAAUCCUCCCAAGUCAACGCCGAUCCUCGCAACCCCUCAGACAAGAUGGGCUGCUGCUUCUCCCGUUCAUCAGGCCCUAACUCGCCUUACCCAGGUGGCGCUCCCAACGCUUCGUCGCGCGCCAUCAAUCCUCCCCCGCUGGCCCUUCCAGAACCCGUGAACGGCCCCGUGCCUCAAAUCCCCGCCGAGAGACGCCGUCGCCGUCGCCACGACCGACCUCUGGAUCAGCAUAUCGAUAAGCCUCUGCGACGACAUGAAUGGAUUUCCCGCGAUCGUACCUGGACAAGGAGGAAGCUGGACCAGGAGCGUGCAGACUUCUUCGAUACGCGAGUCACGGGCAGGCCUGAGAUCUGGCAGACGGUCCAUGCUGCGCUCAAGGUGCUAUGGGACCCUGCGAGUCAAGAUGCUCAGGAUGACGGCACCAACGGCCUUGCGACGGCCCAAAUGAUCCUCUCUGCUGCUGAGAUCUCUCUCCCGACCGGAAAUCUCGCCAACGGCGUGUACGACGCUCUCGGAAACUACUACCAACUGCCCGAAUGGAUUGUCUGCGACCCGCGGAACGUGCAAGAGGAUGGCCAAGAGGGCGCCAAGGGUGAUGCUUCGACAGUGGGAGACGACACGGCAGCAGACGACGACGACCUAAGUGACGAUGAUGACGAGAUUGAGGGGAGAAAACGGGAAAAGGGCAAAGAAGUCAUAGAUGUGCGGGAGCAGGUGAUCCUACGAGCCAGGCUCAGCGAGAACGGCCGGGAUAUCAAAGUCCGAAUAACAGAGACAGAGUCGGUCCGAAGCGUGGCCAAGAAGAUCGCCCAGGAGGCUGAUCUUGCACCCACAAAAAAGAUCCGGAUAGCAUACUUGGGCAAGAUUCUCAAGGAGAACUCGUCGCUCUCGGCCCAAAACUGGCAGACCGGCCAUAUGGUCAAUGCCCUCGUCUUCGAGCGGUAACAAAUCGAUCGCCGCUGUCAAGUCGUCACCUCGCCGCUCGUCGACAUCCCCUGUGUCCUGACCCGGCAGCUCAUUAUGACCCUGAUGAGAGGAACGUCAAAGCAUCUUCUCCCCAUCAGUCUCCUUACAAUUACACGCCUCAAUAUUUCAUCAACGGCUCCUCCCCUUUCUUUUGGUCUGCUGUCAUUGGCCAUGUCUGGAUAAUACCCAUUUCAAUUUCUCCUGUUGUCUGUCAUUUCUGGAGUUUGGUCGGUACUGGCCUAGCGAGUCUUGAUUUAUCACUCAAAUAUUUCUUUAGCCCAUGCUUUGAGACUGCUUCUGGAUAUUCUUUUGAAUACUAUUCUUACACACGCCGUACAUUUGCCCCAUGAUGCUCCUGACGUUGUUUUGCACGGUACAAGAUAAUAUAGACUCAUUAAUUCAUGCACCCACUCAUCG
Molecule: messenger RNA, 1932 nt
Organism: Fusarium vanettenii 77-13-4
Lineage: Eukaryota; Fungi; Ascomycota; Sordariomycetes; Hypocreales; Nectriaceae
Exons: 3
Coding region: 595-1494 (299 amino acids)
Molecular function (GO): protein binding
Source: RefSeq, a predicted model, not a curated record